AUUUUUAGGCUAUUUUAGACUAAGAUAUUGUAAUGUAAAACAAAUAGUGCCUACUGGAUAAGAAUAUGAUUUUGAUUAAAAAUCAAGAGCAAGUACAACACCUCUGUAUUCCUUUUCAGAGCCAUGGAGGCCAUAUAUGAAGUAGAGGUUACCACAGGCUCCAUGACCCACGCGGGCACUUUUGACAAAAUAUUCAUUACUCUAAUUGGCACACAUGGAGAGAGUCAGCGGACCAAGCUUGACAGCUUUGGAAGAGAUUUUAAAACUGGGAUGCAAGUAAAGUACAAAGUGACAACCAGGUUCACCGUCGGCUACCUGCUGCUUAUCAGACUUGAGAAAGAUAAUUUCAUGUUCUUGCCAGAGAAUGACUGGUUCUGCUCUCUGGUAAAAGUAAGAACCCCCGAGAAGGAUGUGAUCCAUUUCCCAUGCUUUCGCUGGAUGGCAGAGGGGGAAGUGAUUGAGCUGCGAGAGGCCAAAGAACCUGAUCAGUGGGUUCAAAUGGAAGACAUGAAGAGUGCCUUUUGGUCAUCCAGAACCACUAUCUCUGAAUAUGUGCUGCUGCACUGGAUGGAUGAUGAUUUUUUUGGAUACCAGCUUCUAAAUGGCCCAAAUCCAAUGAUGCUCCGUCGAUGCACUGAGCUUCCUCUGAACUUUGCUGUUAAUGAUGGUAUGAUGCAGCUUUUUCUAGGGAGUGGAACUUCUCUUACUCAAGAGAUGAAGCAAGGAAACAUAUUCUUAUGUGACUAUAAAAGACGGGCAGAUUUACCGGCUCAAGUCAUCAAUGGGAAGCAGCAGUAUGUUGCGGCUCCACUGUGUCUGCUGUACAAGAACCAAAUGGGCAAACUUCUGCCUAUUGCUAUUCAGUUGCAGCAACAGGCGUCAGACAACAAUCCAGUUUUCCUGCCUAGCGACUGCGAGUAUGAUUGGCAGCUUGCCAAACUCUAUGUGAGGAACGCAGACUGUCUUGAGCAUCAGGCAUCUUUCUAUCUGAUUCUGCGCACCCAUCUGUUAACUGAUACCUUUACAGUGUCAUUACUAAGGAACCUCUCGGCAGCUCACCCAAUUCAUAAGUUGCUGAUGCCACACACACGUUAAACCCUCCAGAUAAAUACCCUUAUUCGGGACAGACUUAUAGGUCCUAAGGGUGCUGUCACUCAGAAUACCAGUAUUGGAGAUGAAGGGAUGACCGAUCUCAUGAAGAAGGCGCUCUCAGACCUGACCUACAGCUCUCUCUGCCUGCUUGAAGACAUCAGUGACCGUGGUCUGGAAUCUAUUCCCAACUUCUUCUACAGAGAUGAUGGACUUCAGAUCUGGGGCAUCAUAAAUGAUUUUGUAAGGAGCAUGGUGGAGUUUUAUUACAAGAGUGACAGUGAUGUACAGCGGGACACUGAACUCCAGGACUGGAUCAAGGAGAUCUUCAUUCGUGGGUUUCUUGAGAAGAGCAGCACAGGAAUACCUCAGUGUUUUAGUACAGUGGAGGAGGUAAUUACAUUUGUAACCAUGGUGGUCUUCACAGUUUCAGCUCAACAUUCUGCCCUCAGAGCAGGACUAUUUGACUAUGGAAGUUGGUUUCCCAACGCCCCUGGCUCUCUAAAAAGACCUCCUCCUUCAUCUAAGGGAAGCUCAGACAAAAACACCCUACUGGACACUCUGCCUGACAUGACCUCUGCAUAUCUAGUAUCAGUCUUUUGGCUGUUGAGCAAACCUUCAUCAGAUUUAGUUUCACUUGGGCAAUACCCUGAGGACUACUUUUGCCAGGCUCCCCAGAAAAUGAUCAGAGAUUAUCAAGCAGCGCUGUCCUUUUUGAGUGAGUCCAUCAAAGACAGAAACACAGGGCUGCAAGUGCCUUACACGUACAUGUGCCCUGAUACGAUCAGCAACAGUGUCAGCAUUUGA
Messenger RNA from Rhinichthys klamathensis goyatoka, 1896 nucleotides. RefSeq names its product hydroperoxide isomerase ALOXE3. Gene Ontology annotation, biological process: linoleic acid metabolic process; lipid oxidation. The transcript is spliced from 12 exons. The record is from RefSeq and is a predicted model, not a curated record. NCBI's taxonomy places the organism in Eukaryota, Metazoa, Chordata, Actinopteri, Cypriniformes, Leuciscidae. Gene Ontology annotation, molecular function: metal ion binding; protein binding; oxidoreductase activity, acting on single donors with incorporation of molecular oxygen, incorporation of two atoms of oxygen.